Phytophthora sojae is the source of this 597-nucleotide messenger RNA. RefSeq lists its product as hypothetical. The transcript has 2 exons. Lineage: Eukaryota; Oomycota; Peronosporomycetes; Peronosporales; Peronosporaceae. The annotation marks the transcript as partial. The record is from RefSeq and is a predicted model, not a curated record.
CAGCAACAGGACGAGGAGGACGACGCCCGCGAGACCACAGUCGUCGUCAAGCGCUCCAAGACCAACAGCGAGCGCGGCCGCGCCUUCCGCGCGCGCCGCAAGAAGUACGAGGACGACCUGGUGACGAUCGUGAGCUCGCUGCGCCAGGAGGUGGCCGACCUCGGCUUCCUGCGCAGCGUGCGCGCCGACAAGGUGCUGCGCAGCCGCAACAGCAUGGGCGGCUCGCUCGUGCGUCUGGCGCGCGAGUACUUCGCGCUGUUCGAGCGGGGCAUGCCCUCGUCGCUCGAGGCCAAGCAGCAGAGGUUCCUCGAGUGCGCCAUGGACCCGGAGCUGCAGUUCGGCGAGGCCUGCGGCCCGGCGGCGCUGCUAGACCAGUGGAAGCGCUACUCGAGCUACCACGCCAGCAUGCACGUCGAGGUCGUGGGCGUCGAAGUGUCCGGGGAGGAGGACAACCCCAUGGUGACGGUGCGCUCCGACCUGCACGUGGUCUUCUCGCGCGCCACGUUCGACCACGUCUUCCCGCACGUGGCCGACAACGAGGAGCUCGUCCAGAGGUUCAUCGGCCGCGAGGUCGUCUACCACGGCGUGAACCGCUUC